UUUUUCAUUCUUUUUCUUUUUCCUUUCUCUGGAAAAACCUUCUGAGUUGAAUCUCAGAAUAGCAGAGAGAGAGAUUGCUUGAUCUAUUCAGAAUCGUAGUCAUGGCGGCACCUGAAGCUCCUCUAUGUUAUGUUGGAGUUUCCAGAAGCUCUGCUGCUUUCCGCCUCAUGAAAACAAUGGGAUGGGAAGAAGGUGAAGGACUUGGGAAAGAUAAACAAGGAAUUAAAGGUCACGUUCGAGUUAAAAAUAAGCAGGACACUUCAGGUGUUGGUUUGGACCAAGUGAAGAACAAUUGGGCAUUUGAUACUACGCAAUUUGAUAAUAUUCUUAAAAGAUUGAAAGUGCAAGCAGCAGUACACGUUGAAGAUGAUGAUGAUGAUGAUAAAGAAGGCAAGAAAGUUUCUUCCGUUGAUGCUGAGAAAGUUGAAGCUAAAGAAGUUAAGGAGCCUGUCGUUAAGAGUACUCGUCCACAGGGCAGAUACCAAAAGAGGGAAAGGGGGAAGCGUGUUAAUGGAUAUUCUUUGAAAGAUCUUGAGGGAAUUCUUGUCAAAAAAACCGAGAAGGAGGAUGUACAACUAGAUGAAGCUUCGGAAUUGGAGACAAAAGCGACAGUUGCGUCGAAUAGCUGCCAAGAUGAAGACAAGCCAAACGACGUGCCAGUAAAUUGGUGGGGCAUUAAAUAUGGAUUCGUUUCUGGGGGACUUCUUGGAGCAACGUCUAAACCAAAGAAGAAAUCUAAACGAAGUUCUGAUGAUGCACCUGGAUCAGGCAAAAGGGCUGUUUUUCAUGAACAAGAUCAAGAAGAUCUGUAUAAUCUUUGUCAGGAUAAAGCUACAACUGGAAAGCAAGGUCUGGGAGCUAAGGGUAAGUCGAAGAAAAUUGCUGGUGCUGAUUGGAAGGGGAAGAAGACAUCAUUUAGUGAUAGUGAAGAUGACGAUGAAGACGAUGAUGGUGAAGACAGCAAUCAAGAGGACGAUGAAUCCGAGGAUUCUGCUGAACCUUGUCCUCCAGUAAAACAAAAGCUCAGUGAGGUUGUCAUAACAGAGAGGAGUGACGGGGAGAAAAUUAACUUGAAAAAGUUGUGCAAAAAGCUACUUCGUGAGGCCCCUGGCAAGUCAAUGAAGCUGAAAGAUCUAAGAUCACUCAUUGAGGCCCAAUCACCAUCUGUUUUUUCAAAAUUUUCUUCAAAGCGCGAUGCUUUCUCAUACUUGAAACAGAAGCUUGUAGGCAGCAAGAAGUUUCAUAUGGAUGGGAAGAAAGUGAGUCUCCCACAAUGAUUUGAGACCAGCAAUUUUUGUAGCAGCAUUCCGAGCUAGCGUACCUGCGAUAUCAUAUUAUUAUUGAGUGGUAAAAAGAGGGGUUGUCAGACUUGAUUUUGUAUUUGUUUACAUUUGGUAGCAUUAUGGUUAUUUGUGUUUCUAUACCUAAUUUUUGUAUAAUGACGUGUAUCCUGUUAUGAUGAAUCUGUGUCCUUGGUUUGAACAAGGUGCACCAACUUGAUUCUGUCUAAAUUUAUCUAUACCAAUUAUUUGAACAUGGCACAUCUCUGUAAUUUUGUUCAGAACACAAAAUCUCUGUAAUUUUGUUCAGAACAGAAACAAGGAUGGAAUAACAGUGGACAGCAUUGUGUAAUAGAAUAUA
Molecule: messenger RNA, 1641 nt
Organism: Papaver somniferum (opium poppy)
Lineage: Eukaryota; Viridiplantae; Streptophyta; Magnoliopsida; Ranunculales; Papaveraceae
Product: PIN2/TERF1-interacting telomerase inhibitor 1-like
Exons: 11
Coding region: 102-1277 (391 amino acids)
Biological process (GO): regulation of ribosome biogenesis
Cellular component (GO): nucleolus
Molecular function (GO): nucleic acid binding
Source: RefSeq, a predicted model, not a curated record